AACAGAUAGAAUUCAAAUGGUAGUCUCACUUUACAUCUGCGAUAUACCCCAGGACAUCGAGAGAGAUGAACUAGAAAAUAUCUUCAAUGAUUUCGGAGGCUUUAAAGAACUCCGAAUUGCCAGAGAUAAAACAAAACAGAAAAUUGCUUUUGCAGACUACAAAACGGAAGAGGAUGCCAGGACAGCAAAAGAAUACCUUAGUGGCUAUGUCUUUCCAAAUAGUAACAAAGGUAUGAGCAUCAGGAUCUCUGAAAACUCUAAGAGGAAAGGAGGCCCGACCACUAGCAGCCAAGGCCAGUACCAGAGAGGUGAAAAUGUGAAGAAAGAAAGUGAAACUUUUGAGUCUGUUCAGACCAGUAAACCUAAGAAGAAGAAAUCUAAACCUAUUGAAGAGAAUUUUGAUGAGAGAAGAGACAAGGACGCUUAUUUUCAGGACAGGAAUCAUAGAGAUAGAAGAGAUCUUAGAGACAAAAGGGACAGCAGAGAUGUCAGAGAUCAAAGAGACACUAGGGAUUCAAGGGAUCAUAGAGAAUAUGUAGACCAAAGAGAUCUUAGAGACCAAAGAGAUUUCAGAGACCAAAGAGAUUUUAGAGACCAAAGAGAUCAGAGAGACUACAGAGAUCAAAGAGAGUACAAAGAGCAGAAAGAAUUUAGAGAUCAGAGAGAACAAAGAAGUCAAAUGGACUUUAGAGACAGAAGAGAUAUGAGAGACUAUCAGGAUGAUCUUAGUGAUACAAGGGUUAAACAAGAUCCUUACGUUGGUUAUUCUCAUAAUCAAGGAAGAAUAUCAAAGUUUAAUGACAACCAUUUAAGAAUUAUGGGCCAUUCUCAUCAGGAAAUUGGAAGUAAUUCUCUUCCGCAACAGCCAUUUAUUCAUGAUCCUUUAGUCAAUAAUAGAGGCAAUAGUAAAAUGAAGAAUAUAUCUAUGAGUCAUGCUCAAGACCCACAGUCUUAUGAGCACUUAAAUAAUAGUCUAGAUAUUCCCCAGUCUUAUAACAGAGAUAGUUAUCUUAUUAAUGAUGUCAUGCAUAACUCUUCCAUGUCUGAUUUGACACCUAUACCUUGAUCUUCAAAGGGAGUAAAUAUUUCUCAUCUAGAUCAGUAUGUGCUACCUCAAAGCGCUCAGAAUCAACUUGAUUCAUCUUCAAUGAAUACUAACCCUAACUAUAUGUCUUCUGUUGGAGGAGGUGGUCAGUCUAUUCCAAUGAAAAAUACUAUGGUGGCUCAAAAUUCUAGUAUUCUGGAAAGAGUCCCUGCUCAAUACUCCUCAAUGGCUCAGUCUUCAGUCUCCCCUGGCUGGAAUAGACCCAACCCAGCUGCUUAUAACGUCCAGUCUAGCAAGAGUAAUUUUGAUGCUCUUGUUGAGAUGUGUGAACAAUUUCAUAAUAUUUUGCCUAUCCCGAAGAACGCUACCAAUACAGUCUAUAUUGAAGGGAUUCCUUUAGGAACCAAAGAACGAGAAGUAGCUCAUAUUUUCCGUCCAUUCCCUGGCUUUAGAUCAAUUAGACUUAUUAAUCGUGACAAAAAGAAUGGAGAUAAGGUGAUUUACUGUUUUGCGGAUUUUGAAAAUACUCUUCAAACAACAAUGGUCAUCAACACUCUUCAGGGCUAUCGGUUUGACAAAAAUGACGACUCAGGGUUGCACUUUUCAUACUCCAAGGUGAACAACAAGUUACAUAAGGACCAUCAUCAUAGGUCCAAGAUCGACAGAGUGCAUUAAUUCUCCAAA
Molecule: messenger RNA, 1729 nt
Organism: Moneuplotes crassus
Lineage: Eukaryota; Ciliophora; Spirotrichea; Euplotida; Euplotidae
Source: the annotation of a GenBank genome assembly